Molecule: messenger RNA, 1233 nt
Organism: Rotaria socialis
Lineage: Eukaryota; Metazoa; Rotifera; Eurotatoria; Philodinida; Philodinidae
Source: the annotation of a GenBank genome assembly
AUGUCUAUGAGAAUAAAACGUUUGAAUGGCAACAUCGGUACUGAUCUUAAAUACAAUAUCAGCAAAUUGAUCAAUCCUGAAAGUAUUUUAACAGACGAUAGUGAUUACGUAAUAAUCUGGUUAGAUAAAUCUGUCAAUAACGAUCAAUCAGAUGAUCAAUAUUCAUAUCAUCAAUUGGGUCAUGUGACCAAUUCAAUUGCUGUAUUUACCGAUGAAAACAAAUGUUUCGACUUCAUUAAUAAGUUUCGACCCAAUGAAAAACAAAUAUUUUUAAUUGUAUCUGGUUCGUUGGGAAAAGAUUUUGUUCCCAUUGUUAAUGAUGUAUCGUAUAUUAAUUCAAUUUAUGUUUUCUGUGCAAUUAAAAGUCGUCAUGAAAUUUGGACAAAAAAUUACAAUAAGAUAAAAGUUGUUUCUGAUGAUAUUGAUGAUCUUUGUAAAUAUCUCAAAACUGAUAAAGAAAAAUAUCAACUAAAUCAAAUCAAAACUCAUCCAUUUCUAAAGCCAUCAUCAAAAAAGUUCGUGUUACCUUACGAAUUCAAUGUAACUGUGGGUCUAUCCAAGAAUAGAUAUGAUAGUGAUCAACCGAAUGAUGAUAUUCAAAUAUCAACUGAAUCAGCUGAAAUUCCAUUUGGUAUUGAAGAAAAUAGUUCAUUGAAGAAUCACAUUGAAACACAAGGUCAAGUAGAAUCUAGCCAGACCGUGACUCCAUAUACUCAUCGUAACCAACAAAUGGAAUUUUCAGAUACUGGUAUUUGGCCGCAUUUACUCGUAAUCGCCAACACACCGAAUCAACUAUCCAAUCAUCUGAACUCUGUUCUAGGAAUCACCCAGAAUUCUCAAUCUAUAGAUAAUUGUUUACAACAUAUACAUAGCCAUCAGGAGGAUCCACAUUUCGUUGUUCUUUCUGACUCAAUAGAUAUUGCACACAUAUCUAGGUUGAUUCCUCUCGUAAGCAAGUUAUAUAUAUAUUGUCCUAAUAUGCGUGCAGAAGAAUAUCGUGCAUGGAUUGAAGCUUAUUCAAAUAUUGUUUCUAUCUUACAACAGAUCAGUACUAUUACUCGUUUGAUUAUGUGGGAUUUAUCGAUUUCUAUUAUCGAGAUUGGAAACUCUUAUGAGAAUCAAAGUCAGAAUAAUUUGGCUCAAACUCGAUUUCGUUAUGCAUAUCAUCUUCAAAUUAUGAUCCGAGAAGAUUUAAAUAAUCGAAUAGAAACAAUCGGCGGCACCGAGCAAUAA